AUGAAUGCAAUCGACUCGUCUGCUACCCAAAUUUUAUACGAAAUCAUUAAAAAGUACAUCGAGGUUAACGAAAUCUCCGUAUGUUUUUCAAGAGUAGCAAUGAGUAAAGAUAUACGUCAUAAGUUUAAAAAGCUGGGGAUAAUCGAUCUUGUUAAUAAUAGUUAUAAAGCCUACGAGAAUUCAAAUAAUGUACGCAGCAAACCUGCUUCUGAAAACGGAAGUUCUACUAAUUUAUAUUCAUAUGGAACCUCUUCUGGUAUGGAAGACGGUUUCUUCCUUAGCAUAGAUGAGGCCAUAAAGGCGUUCGGCUUACAAAAUGUUUAG
This is a messenger RNA of Debaryomyces tyrocola, 324 nucleotides long. NCBI's taxonomy places the organism in Eukaryota, Fungi, Ascomycota, Pichiomycetes, Serinales, Debaryomycetaceae. The record is from the annotation of a GenBank genome assembly.